Messenger RNA from Astyanax mexicanus (Mexican tetra), 2685 nucleotides. RefSeq lists its product as uncharacterized. Lineage: Eukaryota; Metazoa; Chordata; Actinopteri; Characiformes; Acestrorhamphidae. The record is from RefSeq and is a predicted model, not a curated record. Gene Ontology annotation, molecular function: zinc ion binding. The coding region runs from base 1030 to 2685 and encodes 551 amino acids. The transcript is spliced from 5 exons.
CCUGAUUUAUUCUUCUGGGUCAAACCUACGGCGUAGCCUACACGUACCCCGCUACGCAGCGGAGCACGUUUAUACUUCUGCGUGUGCGUAUCAGUGGCCCUGCGUCGCUCGGCAGUGUAAGACGCAAAGGCGGGAAGGGUGUGGGCAGGAACGUGAGGCUCGGCAGACCAAUCACAGUGGCUAUCUGGUCGCACAGUUACAUUUAUCAGAGAGGUCCACGAGGAGCCUACGCUGUAGGUUUUACACAUAAGUAUAAAUUGGCCUUAAUCUUCUUAUUGAACAUCAGUUCAUGUAAGGAUUUACACAUAAUGGUCCUUUGUUGUGCCAAUUAAGAAAAUUGUGUUUCAUGCAAUGCAAUAAACAUUUAGCCUAAUGUUGAACAUAAUUUGUUUAUUUUGUGGAUAUUUACCAGGGCUUGGGGCACCUGUAUCACUGAAUUAAUUAAUUAUUUAACUAAUCCAAUUAUUUAACUUUCCACACAGGACAAUGGAGGACUGUAUAAAGAAAUCAGUGCUACAAGAAGAGAAAAGAAAAGGAAACAAUAAAAAUAUAACAAUUGAAGUACAUCUCCUUAAGAAAGAAGAUGAUCACAACACAUUCAUAGGAGCUACUCUCAAAAGAAUGACACCCUUCAGAACCACAAAUUCAGCAAGUCAGAAGGACAAGGACAAGCAAUAUUAUAUUUUCUACUGUAUCCAUUCAGGAAUUAUCCGCAAGGCAAGCUACAAGAUAUCAGGAUGCAAGGCUUACACAUUUUUCAAAAUUAAAAAAUGAUUGGCUCAGCCACAAAGUCAUUGUUCAACGCACAAUGAGCACAAUGGACAUGAUGCAGAUUCUGAAAAAGAGGGUCAUUUCCAAAGAGUAUGUCUAGAUUUGGUCAAACAAAUUGAAGAAUGGAUCUCGUUAGGUGUCAAACCGGAUGUUAUUCUUUUGGAAGCCCAUAGAUGGUCUAAAGCUCGAGGAAACACUGACUUGAACAACCGUCAAUACUUUGUCACUCCAAAGGACAUUGACAGCAUUCGUACAUGCAUGUUGCGUAGAAACCAUUUGGAUAAAGACGAUGCCAUUAGUUCAGCAAAACUACUGACAAGUCAUUGCAAGGAGCAUGUUGUAUUUUUUCAGCCAUUUAGCCCUGAAAAUGAUCUAAUAAUUAUUCUUCAGACCCCUACCAUGCGAGACGGUCUACACAGACAUGGAAAGAACAUUGUAUUUAUGGAUGCCACUUACUGUACUAACCAGUAUAAUUUCCCACUCUUUACCUUGGCUGUAAAAGAUGAAUAUGGCCAUGGGGUACCUAUUGCCUAUAUGAUAACAAGCAGCGAAAAGCAGGCAACUUUGGAGCUAGCUUUACAGAAACUGAGGCACACCUUUCUUACUCCACCAAGGUGCUUUAUGGUGGACAAGGAUCUCUGCGAGAUAAAUGGACUCAGGGCAGUUUUUCCAGAGUCGGAUGUCCUGCUGUGCUGGUAUCAUGUUAUGCAGGCUGUGGUGCGUUGGAUUUCAAAGACAGAAUCUGGAGUCAGUGGAUUCUCGAAUGGUGACAUUAAAAAGGACAUCAUUUCUUUUUUCUCAAAACUGAAAAGUUGUGCCACAAGACAUGAUUUUGAAACAAUGGCCAAGCUAUUCCAGAACAGAUUUGAAGAGUUCCUGGCUCUUUGCACUUACUUCCGGGAUCACUGGCUGGGAAUAGGAGACAUGUGGUCUGAUUUUGGACGAUGCUACAACCAUACAGGCUCAGACACCAACAAUCUAGUUGAGAGAUUUUUCCAUUGCCUAAAAUAUCAGUUUCUGGGCGGCCUCAGGAAUCGGAGACUGGAUGACCUCAUCAACGUACUCCUGAAGAAGACAGAUGGGUACUUCCAAGUCAUUCAUGGUUUGCAGUCAGCCGGCAGAAUAAAGAAUGCCUCCAUGAAGUCAGAUGAUAUCCAUACAUCAGCCUGUAGGUUGGUGGAAAAAGGCUGGAUUGACAGAAUAGAUCGCAUAUCCCAGGAAAUGUACAUUUAUAAUGUUCCUUCAGAGCAAACCCAUGGUCUAUCCUAUAAAGUCUGUCCAUCUGAAAGUUUUUGUAGUUGCCCAGAGGGAAUCCGAGGUCGCAAGUGUAAACACCUUGUAGCACUUGGUUUGCUGAAUGAACUUGAUGCAGAGAAGUUUCCUAAUCUGAAUUGUCAGAUGAAUGCACAUGCUAGCAUGAUAAAGCAAAAGAAGCUUUACUCAGUUCUGUGUUUUGACACAAAAGAGGUGGAUGUACAAAGUUUAUGCAGCGAGAGAACUUUCCAUACUUCUGCCACAACAUUCCUGUGUACUUGUUGCACAUAUUCCUACAAUGACAACUGUGCUUGUCUUCUUCUGGCUUGUGAACUGUUUGAUGUAACAAGAACAACCACUACGCCUACUCCAUGCAAGGUCAACACUUUAUUCCACUUAAAUGUGAAUACAGCAGUUGACUGCACUGCAACAGUGCUGGAGAAAUUAAAUAAAAUACUGGAGACUGUGCAAGAAUGGCAAACUGUUCCUCAGCCUAUUCAGCAGCAAAUUGAGAAACUGCAUGAUACAGUAACAAAUGCUAACAGGGCUGUACAUACAUUUCCAGCAGUAACUAGCGAUGUGACCAGAAAGAUUAAACCUUUGUUUCCACACAGAUCAAAGAAAAUAAAACGAAAAUACAGAAAGCACAUUCACAAGUAG